UUCUUUCAAUUCAGUUGUGAAAAAAAUACUUGUACACGACGUCAACUCAAGUCUUAGACACUUAAGCCUUCUCGUUCAGACUUGACCGUCUUCAUUUCCUGGCAUUACAAUGGAAAAAGUGGCGGCAUUCGCACGAAUUCAAAACGCUUCGUCCACCAACAUGCCUGUGAAUCUUUCUUCCGAAGCUGAUCUAGUACAAGAGUCUGGUUGUUUCCACGGGGAUGCAUUCGCGAUUAAAAUUGUUCGUAUUCUUCCAUAUUUCUUCAUAAUCACAAUCUCCUUGAUCGGAAACUCAUUGGUGGUCGCAGUUGUUUUCAAGAAUCAACGUAUGUGGACAACGGUGAAUUUUUACAUUGUCAACAUGGCCGUCGCAGAUCUCCUAAUUACAAUCUACAUGCCCCGAACGUUCACAGUAGCUUUUGUGGGAUACGAAUGGCUCGUGGGUGGAACAGCCGGCCAGGUCUUCUGUAAAAUGUCCAUCCUUCUCAACCAGAUUCCGAUGAUAGUUUCCACCUUUACGGUGGUUGCCAUAAGUUUCGAUCGUUUCAAUGCUGUGGUCUUCCCUUUGAAAACUUUAGUUUCCACGCGAAUCUGUAAAGUGAUCAUCCUAUGUACAUGGUUGGUGGCAUUAGCAUUCCGUAUCCCAACCAUUUACGCGGUGGAAAUCAUGACAAGAGAGUCAGACGGCAAACUUUUCUGUUAUCUUAGACUAGACGAGAAAUUCGGUUUCGGGGUUAAGAGAAUUUACUAUCACUUUAACAUGAUAGCCAUAUUUUCCGUUCCUCUUUUAAUGAUCGUUAUCUUCUACACCACCAUUAUUGUGACACUAAAACGAAGAAAAACACCUGGGCUCACGCCAGAAAAUUCCUCCAACAACAGUGAAGGAUUCCGACGCAGAGAAGUGGUUAAAAAGAAGGUUCUUCGCCUUGUGUCUAUUGUAGUUACCGCUUUUGUACUCUGCUGGUCCCUGUACUACGUCAGACUGAGUAUGUUUGCUUAUGGUCGUGACCUCUCAUGUGACUGGCUGUACGUUCGCCUUCUUUUAGCUCACAUGAACAGCGCGCUAAAUCCAUGUUUGUACGCUAUAUUUAGUGAGAAUUACCGCAGAGGGUUUAAAAAGAUCCUAGCUCGAGCUAACUUCUGUAAAAGACGUUUUCAAAGAGCAGAUUCGCUCAGAUCCGUGAGGUGGCAUAGGGCUUGGGACAGUAAUGGAAGUAUUAGCAUAAGAAUCGAGCCGGAAACUCAAAAACCAUCUUCUUUGUAACUGUUUAUUCCAGUGAUGAAAUGUUUUCCCUUCCUAAGAGUAAAAUGGGAACGUUUACAGGGAACAUUUUCUGGUUAACAGGCCUUUUUAAUUGCCACAGAGGGCUUUUUAUAUUGUUGAUAGAAUCAUGCUCUUAAUGGUUUUCCUUUACUUUUUAAAAGCUACAGAUGGUUUUAAUAUUGUUAGUAGGGUCAUGCUCUUAAUGUUUUUCCUCCACUUUAUUAGUUGUCGAAAUAAAGGGCAUAAACGACCUAAGCUAUAACCCCACAUUACUCAACCUUUCACAUCGGCGAAA
Molecule: messenger RNA, 1559 nt
Organism: Stylophora pistillata
Lineage: Eukaryota; Metazoa; Cnidaria; Anthozoa; Scleractinia; Pocilloporidae
Product: neuropeptide FF receptor 2-like
Biological process (GO): G protein-coupled receptor signaling pathway
Cellular component (GO): plasma membrane
Molecular function (GO): G protein-coupled receptor activity
Source: RefSeq, a predicted model, not a curated record